AUGGCUUCCUUCCGAGUCCCGCUUCGGGGGACUCUGCAGAGAACCAGCAGAAGGUGGCACAGAGCCGGGCCGGAGGGCGUCUCAGGUUUGGAAACUCCGCCGCCGCCGGCGGACGAGUGCGGCCAAAGGUGGGAGCAGGGGCGGGGGUGGCGCCGCGGGGGGCCGGGCCCCGCGCACCGGGCACAGCCGCCCCAGCAGGCGCCGCCUACCCCGCACGCAGGUGCCUCGGCCGCCGCGCGGCCCGGGACGGCGGGCCGAGCCGGAGCUGCGCGGGGCGCAGGGGCCGCUCGCCACGCGGAGCCGCACUCCUGCCACGGCUCCGCUGGCCGCCCGGGCUCAGGCUGGAAGCCGGGCGGAGAGUUCCAGCCUCGAGCUUCCCGAGGCACGCGCUGGCCAAGCCGCUCUCCCUCACGUCGCGACCAGCCCCUAGCCCUUCCCCUCCCCGGCCCGGCCUCCCCUCAUUACCCUGGCGGCGACCAAAGCCAGCGGCUCUCCUCAGGCGGCCAGCGGUGCGGGUCCCGGGCGCCCGGCCCGCCCAGGGGCAAAGCGAGCGCGCAAGGCCCGCUCCCAGCGCGGGCCGCGGAGCCAGGAGCGCGGCGCGACCCGGACUGGGGCAGCGGGCCUGGAACCCUGCCCCAACCCCCGGCAGCCUGCCGGGACUGCACUAGCCCUACCCCGGCCCCAGGGUCGCGGCCCCGCCUCCAGCCCCAGGGCCAGCAGUGA
Messenger RNA from Hippopotamus amphibius kiboko, 723 nucleotides. Its product is annotated as collagen alpha-1(I) chain-like. The transcript is spliced from 2 exons. The record is from RefSeq and is a predicted model, not a curated record. NCBI's taxonomy places the organism in Eukaryota, Metazoa, Chordata, Mammalia, Artiodactyla, Hippopotamidae. Bases 1 to 723 code for a protein of 240 amino acids.